UGAUUUUACCGAUUGAGUUUUUCGAAUGUUCAAACCAAACAUAACCUUGAAAUUGGCAGAGAGUCACAUGUGAAAAAAAAGUAUAUAUCUAUUAUAAAUUUUCGAUUAUUUGUUUAUGUGCUUCAAUUUAAAGACUUUUGAAUUCAAGAAAAUUUACAAUUAUUGUCGUCGGUAAAAUGGACGAAGCUGAACAUUUCAAAUCAUUUCUCACAAUUCAUCAGCCACAACUUGAAUCCUCCGGUGUGCCAAAAUACUUUUGGUCAACUAUUCAUGAGAAAUUAAAAAAUCAAAUAUUCGAUGCUGGUGAUGCUUUUCAAUUGGCUAGAAUUAGUUAUGAGGAUGAUGAACGUUGUCCCACUGAUCCAUUUUGGAAACUUUUUGUCACACUCGAAAAUGGAAUUUUAUUCCAAGAACCAAAUAACAUUUAUUUAAUUGAUCACGCUUGGACUUAUCGUUAUUCCGAUGCAAUGAAUGAUCUUCGUGAAAAUCCUGGACUUUUAGAACGUAUGUACAAUUUCAUGAAACCCGAAUGGUCAAAAACUGAAAGUGAUGAGGAAAAAAUUGAAUUUAUCCUCACUGAAAUGUGGAGAUACAAUAAUUUUUUUACAUUACAUACAAAUUCAACAAAAAUCGAAGAUGCAAUGCCAUUUUGGUGUAUUAUGGAUGAAGUUGGAUCAUCAAUAAAUCACAGUGAUGAACCAAAUUUUCGUAUUGUUCCAUUUUAUCAUGCAUCAGAAAAUAUGAAUUACACACUUUUAUUUCCAAUAAAAAAUGUUAAAUCCGGCGAUGAAGUUACAAGAAAUUUCAUUGAGGGUCAAACAAAUGAUGCUGAUAAACAUAGAGCACUUCUUUUACCGUGGAGAGAUGAUAAUUUUCUUGAGGAAAAUUUCGAACAAACUGAACCAGACGAAAAUUAUUUUUUAAGUUCACGUAUUGCUGAAACAUUACCAGAGAAAAUAAUUGAAAAUAUUUCUCAUAAUAAGCUAAAAGUUUAUUCAGAGUAUGAUAUUGUUUGUAAAUUUUUAAAUGAUCCAUCAUUUGAAAUUGUUGACAAUGAAGAGGAAGCCAAUGUACUUUGGCUAUUAGGACAUAUAAAAAAUUAUCGCGAACUUAGUGUUGAGAGGCCACAUUUAUUUUUAAAUCAAUUUCCUUUUGAAUUUGUAUUGACAAUUAAGGAUCUAUUGUCAAUAGUUUGUAGAAGAAAAGCCGAAGGACAAUACAAUAAGGAGACAUUGGAAACAUUUCCAAAAUGGUUGCCAACGACUUUUAAUUUAAGUACCGAGCUAGUUAAAUUUGUGGCAUAUUAUCAGAAUAGAGAGGCAAAACAAUUGGAGAAUCAUUGGAUUUGUAAACCAUGGAAUUUAGCAAGAGGAUUAGAUACUUAUGUAACAAAGGAUCUUUUUCAUAUUUUAAGAUUGCCAGCAACUGGACCAAAAAUUGCACAGAAAUAUAUUACCAAUCCAGUUCUUUUUGAUCGAAUGGAAAUUGGAAAAGUUAAAUUUGACAUUAGAUAUGUGGUUCUAUUGAAAUCCGUCAAUCCAUUGGAAUGUUUUGCAUAUUCAAAUUUCUUCUUAAGAUUUGCAAAUAAACCAUUUGCUCUCAAUAAUUUCCAAGACUACGAACAACAUUUUACAGUUAUGAAUUAUUCAACAAAAACGCCACUUUGUCAUAUUAAAUGCGCUGAUUUUAUCAUUAAAUGGGAAAAUCAAUAUCCUAAUUAUCCUUGGACAACAAAAGUUGAGCCAAUGAUAUUGAAAAUGUUAAAAGAUGUUUUUGAAGCUGCAACAUCGAUGGAACCUCCAAGAGGAAUUGCAGAAUCAUCACAAAGUCGAGCUGUUUACGCUGUUGAUAUGAUGUUAGAAUGGAGGGAAAAUGAAAUGCAACCCGUAUUAUUGGAAUUUAAUUUUCAACCUGAUUGUCAAAGAGCUUGUGAAUAUUAUCCUGAUUUUUACAAUGAUAUUUUUCGUUGUUUAUUUUUAAAUGAUUGCAACAAGAAUGUUUUCUACGAAUUGUAAAAAAGUUUGUGUUGUUGGAAAUUUCAAUAUUAAUUCCCAGUUCAAUAAAUUUUUUAUAUUUGAGAACUCUAAAUAUUUACCAUCUUGCGUCGGAUUUUUUAUUCAGUUGUUAAUCUAGAAGAAGUAACACUAUUUUAUUCAAGAAAAUAAUAUGAUUUUAUAAAAAUCUUUUUCAUUACCAUUUGAAAUUUCGCACCUUUUUAAUUUGGACCAAUCGGUAUUAUGAUAUAUGAGAAAACUUUUUUACCGAUCGUCGAAUUCGAUUUUUUAGAGACGUUCAUUUUUUUUAGUUGGCAACGAAAUCUCCUACGAGACAAACAAACAACGUCUUUUUUUAAUCAUUCUUUAUUGUGAUUUCAUCGAGUAAGCUACGUUUUAUCUCAAUUAUUUUGCCUUUUUUUUGAAAAUCUCAAUUAAUAAAAUAUCAAAAGUGAAAAAUA
Messenger RNA from Leptopilina boulardi, 2455 nucleotides. It is a transcript of the gene TTLL12, whose product is annotated as tubulin--tyrosine ligase-like protein 12. Gene Ontology annotation, biological process: protein modification process. The record is from RefSeq and is a predicted model, not a curated record. NCBI's taxonomy places the organism in Eukaryota, Metazoa, Arthropoda, Insecta, Hymenoptera, Figitidae. The transcript has 3 exons. Bases 177 to 2015 code for a protein of 612 amino acids.